Sciurus carolinensis (gray squirrel) is the source of this 8525-nucleotide messenger RNA. RefSeq names its product zinc finger protein 618 (gene Znf618). The record is from RefSeq and is a predicted model, not a curated record. NCBI's taxonomy places the organism in Eukaryota, Metazoa, Chordata, Mammalia, Rodentia, Sciuridae. The transcript is spliced from 16 exons. The coding region runs from base 163 to 3036 and encodes 957 amino acids.
CCCCCCCGCGCGCCCCUGCGCCCCCGCCCCCCCGGCCGGAGCGGGGCGGGCGGAGGAGGGAGCGGCGGCGGCGGCGGCGGCGGCUCUGGCAUUGUGCGCGCACCAGCAGCCCGGCCCGGGAGGAGCAGGACGCGCCGGGGCCGCCUCCUCCCGCACGGACCCAUGAACCAGCCGGGCGGCGCGGCGGCUCCGCAGGCUGACGGAGCCAGUGCAGCCGGAAGGAAAAGCACUGCCAGCAGGGAGCGCUUGAAGCGCAGCCAGAAGAGCACCAAGGUGGAGGGCCCAGAGCCGGUGCCAGCUGAGGCCUCACUGAGUGCCGAGCAGGGUACGAUGACGGAGGUGAAGGUCAAGACAGAGCUGCCAGAUGACUACAUCCAGGAGGUGAUCUGGCAGGGCGAGGCCAAGGAGGAGAAGAAGGCGGUCAGCAAGGACGGGACGGGCGACGUGCCUGCCGAGAUCUGCGUGGUGAUCGGCGGUGUCCGCAACCAGCAGACCCUUGGGUCCUACGAGUGUGGGAUCUGUGGCAAGAAGUACAAGUAUUACAACUGCUUCCAGACCCACGUGCGGGCGCACCGAGACACCGAAGCCACCUCAGGGGAGGGAGCCUCCCAGAGCAACAACUUCAGGUACACAUGCGACAUCUGCGGGAAGAAGUACAAGUACUACAGCUGCUUCCAGGAGCACCGGGACCUGCAUGCUGUGGACGUGUUCAGUGUGGAAGGAGCCCCUGAGAAUCGGGCAGACCCCUUCGACCAAGGUGUCGUGGCCACUGAUGAAGUGAAGGAGGAGCCCCCGGAACCAUUCCAGAAAAUUGGGCCAAUGAACAAUAUUACAUCAGACAUUUUUAAGAAGAAAGAAGUUAGGCAAAGCCAAAAGAGAGAAACUGGGAAUUACACCUGUGAAUUCUGCGGGAAGCAGUACAAGUACUACACGCCCUACCAGGAGCACGUGGCCUUACACGCCCCCAUCAGUGCCGCCCCUGGGUGGGAGCCGCCGGACGAUCCAGACACGGGCUCUGAGUGUUCACAUCCAGAGGUCACCCCGUCUCCACGCUUCGUGGCAGCGAAGACCCAGACGAACCAGUCGGGGAAAAAGGCUCCGGCCUCCGUGGUCCGCUGCGCCACCCUCUUGCACCGCACCCCUGCCGCAGCCCAAACCCAGACGUUCCGCACUCCAAAUUCGGGAUCUCCAGCAAGCAAGGCGACUGCAGCAGAAAGCGCCUUUAGUCGAAGAGUAGAAGGCAAAGCACAAAACCACUUUGAAGAAACCAAUAGCAGCUCACAAAACUCCAGCGAAACUGCAAGUCCCCUGAUUUCCAACCCUUUCCCUCUCCUGCAGAAACCCUACACCUGCGGCGCCUGCGGGAUCCAGUUCCAGUUCUACAACAACCUGCUGGAGCACAUGCAGUCCCACGCAGCUGACAAUGAAAACAACGUCGCCUCCAACCAGUCCCGAUCUCCGCCCGCCAUAGUGGAGGAGAAGUGGAAGCCUCAGGCCCAGAGGAACAGCGCCAACAACACCACAACCAGUGGUUUAACCCCCAACAGCAUGAUCCCGGAGAAGGAGCGGCAGAACAUCGCUGAACGGCUGCUGCGGGUCAUGUGCGCCGACCUGGGCGCGCUGAGUGUGGUCAGCGGGAAGGAGUUCCUCAAGCUGGCCCAGACCUUGGUGGACAGUGGCGCCCGCUACGGAGCCUUCUCUGUCACCGAGAUCCUGGGCAAUUUCAAUACGCUGGCGCUCAAGCACCUGCCUCGCAUGUACAACCAGGUGAAGGUGAAGGUGACUUGUGCCUUGGGCAGCAACGCCUGCCUGGGCAUCGGCGUCACCUGCCACUCACAGAGCGUGGGCCCCGACUCCUGCUACAUCCUCACGGCCUACCAGGCCGAGGGCAACCACAUCAAGAGCUACGUGCUGGGCGUGAAGGGCGCAGACAUUCGUGACAGCGGUGACCUGGUGCACCACUGGGUACAGAAUGUGCUCUCCGAGUUCGUGAUGUCGGAGAUCAGGACGGUAUAUGUGACGGACUGCCGGGUGAGCGCGUCCGCCUUCUCCAAGGCGGGCAUGUGCCUUCGCUGCUCAGCCUGUGCCUUGAACGCGGUGGUGCAGAGCGUGCUGAGCAAGCGGACACUGCAGGCCCGCAGCAUGCAUGAGGUCAUCGAGCUGCUCAAUGUGUGCGAGGACCUGGCGGGCUCCACGGGCCUCGCCAAGGAGACCUUCGGGUCCCUGGAGGAGACGUCGCCGCCGCCCUGCUGGAACUCAGUGACGGACUCGCUGCUGCUGGUGCACGAGCGCUACGAGCAGAUCUGCGAGUUCUACAGCAGGGCCAAGAAGAUGAACCUCAUCCAGAGCCUCAACAAGCACCUGCUCAGCAACCUGGCCGCCAUCCUGACGCCCGUGAAGCAGGCGGUGAUCGAGCUGAGCAACGAGAGCCAGCCCACCCUGCAGCUGGUGCUGCCUACCUACGUCAGGCUGGAGAAGCUCUUCACCGCCAAGGCCAACGACGCGGGCACCGUCAGCAAGCUGUGCCACCUCUUCCUGGAGGCGCUCAAGGAGAACUUCAAAGUGCACCCGGCCCACAAGGUGGCCAUGAUCCUGGACCCGCAGCAGAAGCUGCGGCCCGUGCCGCCCUACCAGCACGAGGAGAUCAUCGGCAAGGUCUGCGAGCUCAUCAACGAGGUGAAGGAGUCCUGGACCGAGGAGGCCGACUUUGAGCCCGCCACCAAGAAGCCCCGCUCCGCAGCCGGCGAGCACCCUGCAGCUCAGGAGGACGACCGGCUGGGGAAGAGCGAGGUGUACGACUACCUGCAGGAGCCCCUCUUCCAGGCCACCCCCGAUCUCUUCCAGUACUGGUCGUGCGUGACCCAAAAGCACACAAAACUCGCCAAGCUCGCCUUCUGGCUCCUGGCGGUCCCAGCUGUGGGGGCCAGAAGCGGGUGUGUAAAUAUGUGUGAACAGGCACUCCUGAUCAAAAGGAGGCGGCUGCUCAGCCCGGAAGACAUGAACAAACUCAUGUUUCUGAAAUCCAACAUGCUUUAAGACUUUGGAACAAAGAGAAAAACAGAGACAAAAAAAGAGAAACGACCGUUAGAAAAAACACACAACACUGUCACAAAGAAAAGGAAUUUAAGUUCUAAACACUGUGGACCUCAUUAUAAAUGCCCCCUAGAAACUUAAGUGCUUUUUUUCAGUGUGUGUGUGCAUGUGUGUCCACAUCCACACGUGUGUGCGUGUGUCCAAACACACGUGCCGGGGUGUGGGGGGCCUUGUGCUCAUCCGCACAUCCAGAGAAGCUUUGCACACGCGUGCACACACAUACAUUCCUGGUGCGUGUGCAUGUACCUGCCCGCGGGUGCGUGUGCAUCGACUGGGUGUGUCAGGAAAGCCGAGCGACUGGGAAAGAGGGAGAAGUUUCACCUUUUCUCGGGAAGGGGCUCUAAAGACUCCAUUUUCAGGUGUGCAGAUCGGGAGAAGCUGAUGUGAAGUGUUCAGGCAGCUGAGAUCUGAAUGACUUGACGCUCCCGUCCUCCAGCCCGGCCCUCCCCCAGCCCUCCCACCCGGCUGCUCUGCCGCAGCGGGUUCUCCUGCCUCGGAUGGACGGUUUCUGCACUGGACUUUGUUUCUCAUUCACCUUCAGGGCAUUGAGCUGCUGCCUGUGGGGGCCCCCAGGGGCGUCUCCGGGCGGCCGCCUUAGAAACACACCUAUCUAGCUCCCUAAAUCAGGAAAAGGAGACUUUAAGAAUAUAAAGCUGACGUUUUGCUUUUUAAUAUAAGAGAGGGGAAAAAAAAAGACAUUUUUCAAGAGAAGUAUAGCUAAACUGUCUCCACUCAUUCUUUUUCCUAACAUUUUAGCGGUUUUCUCCUCUUUUGGGGGUGCGUUUCGUUUCUUCAGAUUUGAUUUAGACUCUGCUAGGAGGCACUGAAUGUCGAUAACUUCUGUUUCGGAGUUUCGCCCCGUUUGUUCCUCGAGUCACACUGUAAACUAGCUCAUCUCAGUGGUACAUUCAGUACCCGAAGGUUUUUACCUGCCUCCCCAGGCAUCCAGUUUUCUCCUGUUGACGGCAAGGUCAAGGUCGAGAGCAAGGUCUUGGCUGCGCUGUCUGCAGACCGGGGGUGGGGGAGGGGUUGCAGGAACCUCAGGCGUGGGGUCUGGUGGAAGCCAUAGGGGCAGCCCCUGGCUUAGGGGUUCUCAACACGAGCGCAGGAGCCGCCCUCCUGGUUCGCUGCGCCUGGUCAGCAAGGUCUGACUCCUGUACCCAGAGUGCUCUGCACUCCUCACCAGGGCCCCGACCCUUCCAGCUCAACAGGGACUUCCGCCUCGAUCCAUGUUCUCGUCCACCACACCCCAGACCCACAGCCUCUCCUCUUUUCUCGGCGUCCUAGGGGGUCCACAGCCCUCUGCCCAGGACGGUGGUUGAGCUUGAUGCCCUGUAGGUGGACACGUUGGAUUGAUGCUGUGAAGGGGUCCUUAGGCCUCUCUGCCGGCCCCCAGCCACGAGCAGUUGAUGUUCCAUAUGGUCCAGAUGCCGAAAGUGACACAGGAGGAUCAGCUCUCAACCCCCACCUGCCCAGCCUCUCAGUAGAGCUAGUGGUCCCAUGUCCCUCCGGUGACCAUGGCUGUGGGACAGGGACGGUCGCACUUCAGGUGGAGAAUGACCACUUUCGUGAGGGCUGCUGACAAAGGAACCCUCUCCCCUCCUGGGGGUGGCUGCAUGGACUCCCCCUCCCAGUAACGAAGCAUUACUCAACUGCAAGAUACCUCGACUACGAAGCACUGUAGCCCGCCCUGACCCUGGGCCCCCGCAGGAGGGAAGUCAAGCUGGUUGUGACUGAGAGCCCAGCACACUGUCCUUGAGGGCUGAGCCUUGGCCCUCCCCGCGGAGUUGCAGACAUUCCGAAAUGGAUCUUAGUGGGCCGUUUCCACAGCCGCUCCCGUGAGCCCCGGCUUGGCGCCACUGUGCCAUCCCUUCUCCUGGAGAAGUUCUGAUGAUUUCCUCCACGUCUGCAGCUCGGGUCCCGUCAUCAGGAGGGCCACGGUGGGGGAGGAACAGGGAGACCUGAUGGGAGCGAGCAUCGCUUCCUGGAGUGGAAACAGCAGCAGGCUGCUGACCUUCUGGGCAUUCCGGAAACAGCUCUCGGCUGCUGCUGAGGGACAGGUGUCCACGGCUGUGCCUGACAGUGGAGGUUGGGGCCACGACCUGGAGGCACACCAGCCCGGAGCUGCCUGCUUUGUGUUAUCCGCAGGAGCAGUCUUGGAGCAGAACUGUGCCGGGGCCCUGCGUGGGGGCCGUUGAAUUUGAAAGUGGGCUUUUCGCUCUUGGAAAGCGUCUUCCGAGCGCGAGUGUGCAGUCAGAACACUCAGCAUUCUCUCUUUGGCGCAUGGGAUGUUUGCCCUCCAGAAAGGUAGAGAGAGUCUGAACUCAAGGUAUCUGGCCAUAGGUUGUCACCUCUGUCUCGUUCUUUUGCACCUCAGUCAGUGCUUGGGGCUUAGCUCGCCUUGCAGGUCUGAUGCGAAAGCCACUCCAUCCUCACAAAGCUGUCUUCUGGGGCCGCCUCGUCCACGCAGCAAGGUGGGAGGCAGUUUCUCUCUUGCAAGCUCUGGUUCCUCAGAAACUCCUGCCACCAGUCCUGCUGCGCAGACAGCUUAACAGAACCCAAAGAUCUCACAGGCUCAGCCACUGGCCCUCUGUUUCCAGCAAUAUCCACCUUACCAAAUUCUAGUUCAGCCAAAGGAUCCAGGCAGGCUCUCCCAGCUCAUCUUGGGGUGCCUGGCCUGGCCCUGACUGUCAGAAGAUUGUCAUCUGCUUCUUGAUGCUGUGACCACUGCAGAUCUUUCCACCACAGACCUUUGGGGGCUGGGGGACCAGGAAGUUGGGCUGUUUCUGUCAAGGUGGUGGCCUGCUGACUUGGAUACAGCUUGCCUCAAGCCAUGGGAUUCCCAGGACAGGAAUGGCCUUUGUUUUGACAUCCAUGGACCCAAAAGAAAAUAUACCUCCACUUAGCAGGAUUUCCCUCUCAUCUGAAGUCACAUUGUCACCAACACAGCCUAAGCGGAGGACCUCACCAUUGUGGUCUCAGACUUGGAGUAGCCUGAGGGGUCCCAGGCCCACCAGGAGCUAGGCUGCCAUCCCAGUUGUGGGUAGAUGCACCUGUUCCUGCCAGGCCAUCCUCCAGAGCCAUACAGAAACCAGGAAACUAACAGUACCACCAUCCCCUCCCCUGGGUGCCGUCACACUGGGCUGGGGAAAGGGCGUCGAGGACUCCUGGUGAGAAGAGAGGUCCGGUGGCACAGAUGAGAAGCCGCAGGUCUCCAGAACCCUAGGAAGGAGUUUUGCCACCAGCUGCGUGGGCUGGCCAAGUGUUCCCUCUUUGAGUUUGACCCUUUAUCUCCUGCACUUUGAAGAAACAGCAGGGAAGAAUUCUGCAAGUCGUUUUCCACUGUGAAGCUGAACCUCUGCCUUUAGGAGUCUCCUGUUGGUGAGUGAGGCCACCUCUGUCGCUGGACUUGGGCUGGGCUCCUGGAAGGGUGGGCACCUGGAGAGAUGUCAGGGAUGCAUCACAUACUCUCUGGGGCCACGGGGUCACCAGGAAGGUCUGCAGUGAAGCCGGGACACGGAUGGAGAAGGGAGGCCCACGAGAGGCCAGGCAGGGAACACCCUGAUCUCGUCCCCUGCUGGGCUCCACGGGCAUGGCUGGCAGUCUCCUCGCCUCCUGGGCUGCCCCUGGGGAGCUUGACAAGGCCCCUUCCCUGUAUGUGUCUGCAGGAAGCCCCUGGGAAGGCUGCUGGUCCAGACAGAACUGAGACUAAGGCUCAGUCUGCCCUGGAGGCAGUAGAUGGGGCUUCUGUCCCGGCCCGGCCAGCCCCAGCCCAGAGCCUGUCCCCAGCCGGGCGGGCAGUGGGAGAACUGAAGGACCCCCGCUCACUGUGGCUAAUGUUUGCUAGGCCAGUUUUGGUGAACCAAUGAUACAGUGUUUCCCUCUUCUGUUUCCCCCAGGCUCCCUGCCGGGCCUUCGGGGCUUUCGUUGUUGUAGUUGUUUUCCUCCUCUCGUUUGGGUCUGAGGAUCGAGGUCGGGAGAGUCCUGGCUUUCACCGAAGGAGGCCUGUGGUUUCUGUGCCAAGAGACGCCUGCUCCCACUGGGAUGGGGGCCGGUGUGAGGUCACGGCCCGACAUUCAUGCCUCCCGCCACCUCAGACGUGGCUUCGGGGAUCCGACUCCUGUGCAGAGGAGGAGUCGCAGGUCUGUAGCUGGGCGCUGGCAUCACGGCCCACAGGGUCCAACCCUCCCAAGCGUCCCACUGGGCAUCUUGACUCUUCGAACCAAAGUUCCUUAAAGGGGCACAGCCCAGCCUUGUCCACAACCUCAGGGGCCUGGGAUUCCCGCGGCGCACCCUGAAAUCCCGGCCCGCACAGACUGGGGUCUGAGGCCCGUGCAGGGAGGGGCUCCUUCCAAACCCAGGCGUAGGCCGCUCUCUGCCCGGCCCGCCCGGCCAGCGGCUUCCACGACUUCCACGUGGUGAGCCAGGUGGGCUGGGCCUCGCUCGCCACCUGGAGAGAGCAGGAGCCCCGCGCCGGCGGUCCAGACCUCAAGCAUCAGGAAACCAUUUUGUACAACCACCGAAGCAGAGAUAUUUUGUAAGAAGCGUAAAUUAUUUUCAGUUGUUUUCUGGUCCUACCUUUUCUUUUCCCCACAACUCCACGUUGGCGAUUCGCUCACAUCAGGUAAAUCUUGAGAAAGCCUUGGUGCCCUCCUGCCCCCUGCCCCCUGCCCUGGUCACCGCGCGUGCGCCCUCGUCCCUUCUCAGUAGUGACAGCGUUCUAGGCAAUACCAUGGACACAUCUGACUGUGUCUGUCUCUCCGAGUGCAAGAAACUCAAGUCAUCUUAAAAAAAAAAAAAACAAAAAAAACAAAAAAAAAAACAAAAAAAAUUUACAAAAAAACAAACAUACAAAAAAAAUAUCUUUUUUAGGCCAGAGUUUUCUACAGGUAUUAAUGAAUAUUUUUCUUAAUCCUUAUAAGUUUUAUGUGUUUAAUAUUUCUUAAUACCGGUAGCAUUAAUUUAUACUUUUGUAGCAACACAAUAUUUUUAUAAACAGCCAGUGCUUGGCUCAAGUCUUCACGGGGGUUUAUGCAGGGCCAUCUUGGGGACCCUGUGUACCAUGUACUGUAUUUAAAAAAAAAAAAAGUUACCUAGUGUCACACUUGCUGUGUUGAUUAACAGAAGGCGUUCUUGGCGGUCUCCUGUGUCGUCGGUGUGCGUUCAGCGCCUCUCCGAGGAGUCAUUGCAUGGGGGUUGAGUUGAGGUUCUUGUGAUAUGUGAACCCCCGAGGCCAAACUUGAGGGUUUAUUUAGGGUUUUCUGUGUGUCCUUUGGGUUUUUCUUUUCACUUUGUUUUGGUACCGUUUCUCCAUUUACAGCCAAAUCAGUUUUCAUGAUGUUUAAAACUUUUACUGAUGUCAAAUGGAGGAAAGGAACAGGAAAAAAAAAAAAAAAAGAAGAAGAUUUUUACGAAGUAAUAAAAUUUAAAAC